AUGGCCUCCGAGUUCCCGCGGGUGGUGCCCCUCACCUGUCACGGCCACUCAAGACCUAUCACCCAUUUGAGUUUCUCUGCCAUUGUCGAUCAGGACCAGUAUUAUCUCAUCUCUGCAUGCAAAGACAACAACACUCAACUAAGAGAUGGCAUCACCGGCGACUGGAUCGGUACGUUCAUUGGACAUAAGGGUGCCGUCUGGUCAUCGCGACUGUCUUCAGAUGCAUCGAUGGCUGCUACGGGAUCGGCAGACUUCACAGCUCGCAUCUGGGAUCCACAGUCUGGCGAGUGCCUCCACGCGCUUUCUCAUAACCACAUCGUUAAAGCGGUGUCGUUCCCAAUACAGCGCAAUCCCGCAGUGGUGGCCACCGGUGGACAGGAGAAGAAGCUGAGGAUAUGGGACCUUGAGCGUACGUCUACACCAAACAACGAAACGAACGGGGACGGGCCGCGAACUCCUACAACAAGCUCAGAAGGUCUCGAGAUCGGUGCGGGCGACCAUACAGCGAGCAUCAAGUCGAUCGUCUGGAAUGUUGACUACAACGUGAUUACAACCGCUGCAGAUGAUAAAACGAUUCGGUGGUACGAUUUGCGAACACAGGGGCCAAUCGCGACACACAGGACCGAACGAGACAUCACGUCUUGUGAGCUCAGUACGAAUAAUGCCGAUGACGCCGACCCUGGAAUCCUCAGUGUGGCUGCAGGCCAGUCCGCCCUGUUCUUCGACGCCGGCCGACCGGGGCAAUUAAUCAAGCAAGUUGAUUUCGAUCACGGAAUAGCCAGCGUUGGUACAAGCGUAUCUACGGGUCGUUUCGUCACCGGUGGCUCCAGCGAUACUUGGGUACGGGUCUGGGACCUUGAGCCAGAAAAGCAGCUUGAUGUGCUCAAGGGCCACCACGGGCCUAUUUGGUCGACCUCGUUUUCACCCGAUGGUAAUAUCUUCGCGACUGGAAGCGAGGACGGCACCAUCAAGCUUUGGAAAAAUUGCAAAGAUCCGUAUGGCCUGUGGCGUUAG
This is a messenger RNA of Cyphellophora europaea CBS 101466, 1014 nucleotides long. RefSeq lists its product as uncharacterized. Lineage: Eukaryota; Fungi; Ascomycota; Eurotiomycetes; Chaetothyriales; Cyphellophoraceae. The transcript has 6 exons. Gene Ontology annotation, cellular component: SMN complex. Gene Ontology annotation, biological process: spliceosomal snRNP assembly. The record is from RefSeq and is a predicted model, not a curated record. The coding region runs from base 1 to 1014 and encodes 337 amino acids. Gene Ontology annotation, molecular function: RNA binding; protein binding.